AAUGACAGUGAAGUGACAUAUAGCGAUAACGGCGCCACCAACCGAUGAAUCAUCAACUAUAAAGAACGAAUCGUUUUUAUUUGUUUUCAACAUUUUAACUAAUUAUUAAUUAAAAUAAUCCUUAAAGCGCUAAAGAGUUUCCAAUUUUACCAUAAUAUAAGAGUUAAGUGUUAAAUUAAAGUGUAAUUGUACAAGAAAACCAUACCGAUAACACAAAUACACCCACGUAAUUAAAUGCGAAAAAAACGAUAAGAUGUCUUUCCAAGUUAGAGUACUAUAUGAUUUUUCCGGAGAACCCAAUACUUCCGAAUUAUCCAUAAUCGCUGGUGAAAUACUUACAGUCACAAGAUUAGAUGUCGGAGAAGGAUGGUGGGAAGGUUUAAACAAUAUUGGAAAAUCGGGGUUAUUUCCUGAAAGCUACGUUGAAAAGAUCGAUAAUAUUCCGCCUCCCCCAGCUUGUGCUUUACCACCACCACCUGUAGAAACAGAAUUCGAACCUAACCAAAAUCAACGUUAUAGCACUGUGGAUUCAGAUUCCGAUUGGGAUAACGAUACACCAUCACAACACGGAAAUGAAAACAUUUAUUCGAACAUCGAAGAUAGGAGACAACAUAAUGAUGAUAAUAUUUCAGAAGCCAAUUUUGAUUCUAAAGGAACUGUUACGAAGAAAAGUUUGAAUCGGUUUUCAUCGUUUGUUAAAAAUGGGGGGGAAUCGUACAUUUUAGGAGAAAUAAAAACUACAAUACCAACUCCUCAAAAAAUUCAAAUAACCCGUGUUGAUGAGACUACAUACGAUUGGCCCCCAUUAAAGCAUCCUUACUACGUAAAUAUUGCAUCUCCUAAAAAAGAAACGAAAUUAAAAGGUUUAAAAUCAUACACAGCUUAUCAAUUAACACCGUCUUUUAAUAAUAUAAAAGUAUCAAGACGUUAUAAACAUUUUGAUUGGUUACAUGGAAGAUUGGCUGAAAAAUAUAGUAUAAUAGCAGUGCCACCUUUGCCAUUAAAACAAAUUUCAGGUCUUUAUGAAGGACAGUUUAUUGAACAUCGAAGAUUACAACUUCAAGAAUUUAUUAAUUACGUGUGUAAACAUCCUAUUUUAUCGAGUAGCGAUGUUUGGCAACAUUUUUUAACUACAACCGACGAAAAGCAUUGGAAACAAGGUAAAAGACAAGCUGAAAGGGAUAAUUUACUUGGUGCAAAUUUUUGUUUAAUGAUUAACGCACCGGAUAAAGAGUUAAUGCCAUCGAUUGUCGAGCCGAAAAUGGACGCAUCACUAACGUUUAUACAAAAUUUAGAUGUUGCUAUUAAAACGUUGAUGGGUACCACUUCGGAUCAAGCAAAAAAGAAUCAAAGUUUAUAUAAAAAAGAAUUUGUGCGCAUUGGUGAAAGUUUUAAAAAAUUAGGGUUUACACUUAGCUCUGAGGAUAAAACGACCACUUCACAUCUUUCUAUUACGAUUUUAAAUAUUGGUGAUGCUUACAAUGAUAUAGCAAAUUAUUACGAUGAACAAGCAAAAUUAGAUUGGGAACCAUUAUAUAAUAAAUUGUAUUUAUAUAAAGGGAUAACUAGCGCUUUUCCUGAAAUAAUGGCUUUACAUAAAGGGGCUCAACAAAAAAAGAAAGAUUGUGAAAAAAACAUGGUAGCUUCCGAAUUGAUUGAUAUACGUCGAAGAAGCGAUAUUUUAACGUAUUCAAUUUUUGCCGAAUUGAAUCACUUUAAACAACAAAAAGAUCGAGAUUUUCAAGAAGCGAUGGAAGGGUUUUUAAAGGAACAAAUUGAAUUUUAUAAAAAAAUCGUUAAUCGAUUGGAAACUUCUUUGAGAAAAUUACAAGAAAAUUAAUUAAUCUAAUGAUAUAUAACAAGCCAAAAAAAAAAUGAGAUUAAGUGGAAUUAAGGUAUAAAUGUUGCAUUUUGUAUAAAUUAAUUUGCCAGUAAUUUUACGCGAAAUUGUCUUAUUUUUGUUAUCUUUAUUACUAUUUUUUUUUCUUUAUACAAAUUGUUAUUAUUAUGGUUUAUUAUUAUAUUAAUUGAGUGUCUAUAUGUCUAGAUGCACUAAAUUAGGAGAAAAUAAUUAGAAUUGUGUAUAUUUAUAUGUAUAUUUUUACAAAAUACAGUAUUUAUGGAGAA
Messenger RNA from Onthophagus taurus, 2127 nucleotides. RefSeq names its product sorting nexin 33-like protein SH3PX1 (gene SH3PX1). Gene Ontology annotation, cellular component: cytoplasmic vesicle; plasma membrane. Gene Ontology annotation, molecular function: protein binding; phosphatidylinositol binding. NCBI's taxonomy places the organism in Eukaryota, Metazoa, Arthropoda, Insecta, Coleoptera, Scarabaeidae. Gene Ontology annotation, biological process: plasma membrane tubulation; endosomal transport; endocytosis. The record is from RefSeq and is a predicted model, not a curated record.